GAAAUAUUGUGACUAAAAAAAUAUGGUUUCAGCAAAGAUACUUUUAUAUCUGAUCAUACGAGUAUCACAAAUUAUACUUACAGAAUCAGCGUGGCAGUCUCCAUAUUUCUUGGAGACAAAUACUGAUGGCGUCAGUUUUCAAACUGCAGUGGGUGUACAAAAGAUUAAUGUUAGAGAGGAGUUAAGUUGGCCAUUUCAAUUGCUUAAAAUUAAUUAUCAAGGCAGUGGUACACCAACUUUGGGAUCCUUUGAUAUUGGUGAUAACAGUCUCUUAGGUGCCAAAAUAACUGCAGAAAAUGACGACUGGAUUGUUACGAUCGAAAAACGACAAGACUUUGAAAAUUCUAAUCAACGCAUUUAUGCUUUUCAAAUUUAUAUAAAAGAUGAUGCUGAUGAGCUAAUGGAACAUGGCAUUCUCCUAACACUGGAAAAUAUAUUUGAUAAUAAGCCAUCAGUAACAUACAAUCCAUCUCCAUGUCGCGUAGAGGAACUGCAAACCAAUUUCAUAACGAAUUGCAUAUUUACAAUUUAUGAUGCGGACGGUAUGGACCGAAAUAUAUUACGUAUUCAGGUUAAUGGUCAAUAUAAUGAAGCUGAUAUAUUUGAUUUUGAAGAUUUCGGUGAGACGAGGACUUACGAGAAAGAAUACAAAUUAAGAAUAAAAAAACCACUGCAUUAUGAAGAACGUGCUGUCUAUAACUUGGAUGUAAGUGUCCAUGAUACCAGUAAUAAUACAGGUAAUAUAUUUGCAAUAUUGGAGGUGAUUGAUCUGCCAAAUCGAGAUCCAAUUUGGGUGCGACCACUUACAACCGCAACUUUUGAUGAGAAACAAGAACAGUUUUUCACACUUAAUGCUAUUGAUGGAGAUACGGGAAUAAAUAAGCCUAUUUGUUAUCGUUUAGAGUUUGAAGAGGACUAUUCUGAACUAAUGAGCAUUAACGAAACUACAGGGACCUGUGCAUAUAAAUGUGAUAAUUCCUCAUGGUUUAUAAAAAAUACAACUAUUUUAAUCGUUCAAGACAUAAACGAUCAUAUACCAGAAAUCAUUAUGGAACCAAAUCUCGUACAAAUUUUAGAGCAGAAGUACUUAACAUUACCAAUGGACAAAUUUAUUAUUGAAGAUAUUGAUUUGGGGAUAAAUGCUACGUAUAAAGCUUACUUAAUGACAACUAAUGGCAUAUCUUACUCAGAGGCUUUUUCUCUGGUACCCAAUUCAGGCUAUCAGCAAACUAAUUUUUCCUUAACAGUACUAAAAGCAGAUCAAUUAGAUUAUGAAACAGAGGAAUGGCGAAAUUUUGAUAUAAUGAUAUGUGCAGAAGAAGUCGAAAACUCAGCUCGCAGGUCAAACCGUACUUUAAGGAUUGAACUAAUAAAUUGGAACGAUGAAUGGCCUAUAUUCAUGUUCGACUCAUAUGAAGUAAAUAUAAUGGAAAAUGUUACAAAAGGGACAUUUCUGAAACAGAUUUAUGCAAGAGAUCGUGACUUUGGUGAUAGAGUUAAUCAUUCUAUUGUCGGCAAUAUGUCUGGUUUAGAAAUAAAUACACAGGCAGGUGUAAUAUUCACAAGUCAUGAUAAUGUAUUCGAUUAUGAAAGGCAAACUACUGUAUUGGUCCAAAUACAGGCAAAGGACACUUUGAUAACAGAACACUCAAAAACCCUACACACAGUAUUUGCACAACUAACCAUUAAUAUAAUUGAUGUUAAUGAUGAGACCCCUCAAUUAAGAAUGCCUCGAGCUAUAGUUAAUAUAACAGAGAACGCUGCACCUUCCACACUUUUAACCGAUAAAAUCGAGGUACGUGAUGCUGAUACUACAGCAAAUCUAACACUUGAAAUUCUAUGGAACGCUACCUAUGCUACAAAAAGUGGCCAAGAAGUACAAUCAGAGCUAUUUAUAAACUCUUUAUUGAUUGAAUCUGAAGCGGAGAGUAAAAAUGUUUUAAAUGGUCUACUCCGUGUGAAUCCUGCAUUUGAAGCUCAAGUGGACUAUGAGAAGUAUGACACUAUAUUUUUAACUAUUCGAGCAAGAGACCUUAAUCAAGAAAUAAAUGAGGACACUGUAAUUGCUGUAUUAACCAUACGUGUCGAUGAUGCGAAUGAUAAUCCACCAAAUUUUAGAUCUGGUACUUUAGAAGAACCGCGUAAAGUUACAGAAAUGGAGACAAUAUCAACUGUAAUUGGUUCAAUAGAGGCUUUCGAUAUAGAUGGACCAGGCAAUAAUAAUUUUACUUUUGACUUAAGAUCCAUUGGAAAUUUAACGGAAAACUAUCUUAUUAGUAUAAAUAAUGAAACCGGUGUCUUGCGUGUUAAUGGAAGUAUACAAUGUGAUGUUCCACGGAUUUUUCUUUUAGAAUAUGAAAUUAUUUUAAACGAUGGAGUGUAUACCACAAUAGGAAAGAUCAAUAUAAGCAUAAUCGAUAUUAACAAUCGUGUACCUGAAAAGGAUGCAUUUGAACAGCAGGUGAAGAUAUAUGAAAAUGCUACAACUGGAGAAAUUGUGGGACAAAUUAAGGCUUUUGAUCGUGACAGGGACUUUCCACACAAUGCAUUAGAAUUUUCAAUUAGUAGUGCCAUAUCUGAUAUUCAUAAUCUUUUUGAAAUCAAUGCUACCACCGGAAUUGUGAAAGUAAACUUGCGGAAUGGACUUCAUUUAGAUCGAGAUAAUGGCAUCACUUACCACUAUAUACCAAUUGAUGUAAAAGAUAAUUUCAAUUUCAAUAAUCGUGGUUAUGGACCUGUUAACCAGAUUUCAACAUUUUUGAAUAUUAGUUUAUUAGACGUGAAUGAUAAUGCACCUAUAAUGCCAGCAAAAUUUUUAUUUUCACCUGAAUUUUCCGAGUCCGAUACAAAGGAUACCCUUAGCAAAAUUCAGCUUAUAGCAGAAGACAAGGAUGAAUAUAAUACAAGCAAUUCAUGGUUAUCCUACAAGAUAUUGGAUAUAAGAUCAGUCGGUGACAAUGCCAAUAAUCUAAUUGGAUAUGAGGAUCUUUUCGGUAUUAUUGGCGACAACCGAACAUAUGGCCAACUUACAAGUCUCAAACCGCUUAAAGGAUUUUAUGGUAUCUGGCAAAUUGAAAUUGAAGCAUUUGAUCACGGUACACCCACGCUACGAAAUGCAUCUAAGUAUGAGAUACUUGUGCGGCCUUAUAAUUUUCAUGCUCCCACAAUUAUUUUCCCAGUUUUACAUAAGACUAUACGUUUAUGUCAUUCUUUACAAGAACCUAAUCGUCCACUAUUUCAAGCAGACUGUGUAAGUCGUUUACCCCAUUUUGAGGCAUUUGAUCCAGAUGGUGGAGAAUACGGUGAUAUAAACUUUCUACUCAGUAGCGAUGUGGGUCAUGAUAAAUAUUUUCAAUUGUCAAAAAACAGUCGCAAUCAAUCAAGCCUCUAUUUGCAAGAAUUAGUACCAGCUGGUAUCUACUAUCUGAACAUUCGAGCUACGGAUGGCGGCGGUAGUUCUUCUGAAGAUAUUCGCAAUUUAAAAAUUGUUUUUGUGGAUAUGUUAGGAAAUCCUAUGUUCUUGGAAAGAGAGUUUUAUACAAAUUUUACUGAGAAUGAUGAUGGUUUGACAGAGGAACGACUGAUCCCAGAAGCUUUUGACCCCAAAAACGAAGGUCUAAAUUUAGACGAGGAACCCUAUAAACUUUAUUAUUUUAUUGAUGAAACUUUCAUCCCGGAAAAUGCUGAGCUGUUUCAAUUGAAUAAGGAAACCCGUGUUUUGAAAUUAGUUCAAAUGUUAGAUCGUGAAGCUAUAGAAAUUUACAGACUUCGUAUAAAAGUGACCAACAAUGAAAAUGGACUUAUUUCAAAUCCGAAUAGUGUCAAUUACACAAUGGAUAUAAUAAUAAAUGUAAAUGAUGUUAAUGAUAAUCCUCCAAGAUUUGCACAAGGUUUCUAUGCUGCUGGAAUCACAACAAAGGAUAGUAUUAUCAAGGAUGUUUUGAAAGUUCAUGCAGAUGAUCGCGAUUUAAAUGACACCAUUUUCUAUCUAAUAGACCAAGCGACUUUCCAACUACAUGGCGAAAAUCUUCCCGCCAACAGUUCACAGUUUUUCAUUUUAAAUAUAGAAACUGGUGAAAUAUUGCUUAACUCCUAUGUAACAAAUAAUAUGAAAGGUUAUUUUAUGUUUGAUAUUGUCGCAAUGGACUCUGCCAUUCCACCACAUUAUGAUAUAGCAUCUGUGAAAAUUUACAUAGUCUCCGAAGCGAAUCGAGUUAAGUUCGUAUUUCUCAGUGAAAUACUAGCUAUUCGGGAAAAUGAACAAUUUAUUAAGGAAGAAUUCCAACAAAUAUAUGGAUAUGAGAUAUGCAAUAUUGACUCCGUAGAAGACACAACAAACCAGAAAGGCAUAACUAAACGACGUGAUGGUGCAUUUAUUACAGACGUGAUGAUGCAUUUUAUACACAAUAAUGAAGCUGUUGAUGCUGUGGAAAUACAAAAGCGUUCAACGGACUUAGCUUUCCUCUCAAAAAUUCAGAAUAUAUUGCAACGCCGUAAUCUUAUAUUGAAUGAUGUACCUCAUCUCACUGUCAAUGAUGUUACGCCAAUGGUGGAUGAUUGGUUGCUAACAGCACUUAUUUUGGCUAUAAUCAUAUUUGCUACAUUAAGUGCUGUAUUAGUUAUAGUGAUUAUUUAUAAAAUUCGCAGCUAUAAACGACAAUUGAAAGCUUUCGAACCACCUGAAUUUAGUUCCAUAGCCUCUAAUUUGAAUCGGAUUGGUGCACCAACAAGUAACAUUUUCUCUGUCGAAGGUUCAAAUCCUGUUAUAAAUAAACAAAAUAACAAUUAUCCCAAGUUUGGAGUUUACGAAGAAAGUGCUAGCAGCGACUCUGAAGAUGGUGAGGAUGAGUUUAUUGGUUUACAAGACGAUCCCACAUUUGAAAUGAAUAACAUGAAAAACUUGGAGCAUGAAAAACCGCAAACUUUUGAACAUAAAAUAUUAAACAAUGAAUUUUUCAACAUUGAACCGACUAAAGGACACAGUUGUGAAGAAGAAAAAAAUUUACGUUAUUAAUAUAUAUAAAAAUAUAUCUUUAUUAACAA
Messenger RNA from Teleopsis dalmanni, 5043 nucleotides. RefSeq names its product cadherin-23-like. The coding region runs from base 23 to 5014 and encodes 1663 amino acids. The transcript has 33 exons. Gene Ontology annotation, cellular component: plasma membrane. The record is from RefSeq and is a predicted model, not a curated record. Gene Ontology annotation, molecular function: calcium ion binding. Gene Ontology annotation, biological process: homophilic cell-cell adhesion. Lineage: Eukaryota; Metazoa; Arthropoda; Insecta; Diptera; Diopsidae.